UCGACUUUCUCUCUUUUCAGCAGAAAAGAAAAAGAAGAAAGCAGAGAGAGAGAGAGAGAGAGAGAGAGAGAGAGAGAGCUCCAUUUCCGUCCCGAUCUCUCUCGCACUCCGGCAGAAGAACGAGAAAGGGAAUAACUUCCGGCGAUUGAGGAGGUAGCAGAAGAUGGCAGAAGAGGAUAUUCAACCACUUGUUUGUGACAAUGGAACUGGAAUGGUCAAGGCUGGAUUUGCUGGGGAUGAUGCUCCACGAGCUGUAUUCCCUAGCAUUGUUGGCCGUCCUCGUCACACUGGUGUGAUGGUUGGUAUGGGUCAAAAAGAUGCAUAUGUCGGAGAUGAAGCUCAAUCAAAGCGAGGUAUCUUAACCCUGAAAUACCCUAUUGAACAUGGUAUUGUUAGCAAUUGGGAUGAUAUGGAGAAGAUAUGGCAUCACACAUUCUAUAAUGAGCUUCGUGUUGCCCCUGAGGAGCACCCUGUCCUCCUGACUGAAGCACCACUUAAUCCAAAGGCUAAUCGUGAGAAGAUGACCCAGAUCAUGUUUGAAACUUUCAACACCCCAGCUAUGUAUGUAGCUAUUCAAGCCGUUCUUUCCCUGUAUGCUAGUGGACGUACAACUGGUAUUGUUUUGGACUCCGGUGAUGGUGUUAGUCACACUGUCCCCAUCUAUGAAGGGUAUGCCCUCCCACAUGCUAUCCUUCGUCUUGAUUUGGCUGGUCGUGACCUCACUGAUCAUUUGAUGAAGAUCCUCACGGAGCGUGGCUACUCUUUCACCACCUCAGCUGAACGGGAAAUUGUGAGGGACAUGAAAGAGAAACUUGCUUACAUAGCUCUUGACUAUGAGCAGGAGCUAGAGACCUCAAAGACUAGCUCUGCUAUAGAGAAGAGUUAUGAACUUCCUGAUGGGCAAGUAAUCACCAUUGGCGCUGAGCGUUUCCGAUGCCCAGAGGUCCUCUUCCAGCCUUCAAUCAUCGGAAUGGAAGCAGCAGGAAUCCACGAGACAACAUACAACUCUAUCAUGAAGUGUGAUGUAGAUAUCCGAAAAGACUUGUAUGGAAACAUAGUACUCAGUGGCGGGACUACCAUGUUCCCCGGUAUUGCGGAUAGAAUGAGCAAGGAAAUAACAGCGUUGGCUCCAAGCAGCAUGAAGAUUAAGGUCGUAGCACCACCUGAAAGGAAAUACAGUGUCUGGAUUGGAGGCUCCAUAUUGGCUUCCCUCAGCACAUUCCAACAGAUGUGGAUUGCCAAGGCAGAGUAUGAUGAGUCCGGCCCUUCAAUCGUGCACAGGAAGUGCUUCUAAUUUUCCAAGAUCCAAGAUGCUCGUGGCAUACAAGUAUUCUCUCCUACUUUGUCAUAAACAAAA
This is a messenger RNA of Ipomoea triloba (trilobed morning glory), 1357 nucleotides long. RefSeq names its product actin-66. NCBI's taxonomy places the organism in Eukaryota, Viridiplantae, Streptophyta, Magnoliopsida, Solanales, Convolvulaceae. The transcript is spliced from 5 exons. The record is from RefSeq and is a predicted model, not a curated record. Bases 164 to 1294 code for a protein of 376 amino acids. Gene Ontology annotation, cellular component: cytoplasm.